Puntigrus tetrazona (Sumatra barb) is the source of this 1034-nucleotide messenger RNA. RefSeq names its product paired box protein Pax-6-like. Gene Ontology annotation, molecular function: RNA polymerase II cis-regulatory region sequence-specific DNA binding; DNA-binding transcription factor activity, RNA polymerase II-specific. The record is from RefSeq and is a predicted model, not a curated record. Bases 1 to 795 code for a protein of 264 amino acids. The transcript has 7 exons. Gene Ontology annotation, biological process: regulation of transcription by RNA polymerase II; anatomical structure development. NCBI's taxonomy places the organism in Eukaryota, Metazoa, Chordata, Actinopteri, Cypriniformes, Cyprinidae.
AUGUUUGAGAGGUUGACCAUGCUGAACAUCCAGAGCACCUCAAACUGGACGGAAGCCAACGACUGGUACCAUCAGCAGAACACAGUUCCCAGCCAGCACAGCACCGAAGGAUGCCUGGUGGAGACGGACGGCAGGGUGACGAGCGAAAGAGGACACGUGGAAAGAGACGAGGGAGAAGAGUCUCGGCUGAGACUGCAGCUGAAGAGAAAGCUUCAGCGCAACAGAACCAGCUUCACGACAGAGCAGAUCGAGGCCUUGGAGAAGGAGUUUGAGAGAACACAUUAUCCAGAUGUUUUCGCACGAGAGCGGCUCGCGAACAAAAUCGACCUCCCGGAGGCGAGGAUACAGGUGUGGUUUUCCAACCGAAGAGCCAAAUGGAGGCGCGAGGAGAAGCUUAGAAACCAGAGGCGGUCGGGAGGCGGGACUUCCUGUGCUCAGACGCACGCUCCGCUGAGCACAUCCUUUAACUCAGCUGCCUAUCAUCAUCAUCCACAUGGCAACGGUGCAGCAUCUGUGCUGAAUCCGACCGACACGGCUCUUUCCAGUUACAGCUCUCUUUCAGUCUACUCCGGGGUUCAGUCGGCUCCUUCUCCAUCUGCGCCCUCGUACUCGUGCAUGCUGCCUCCGUCCCCGUCGGCCCCUCGCUCGUUUGAGACGUCCUACUCCUCUUCCCAUCUACCACCUCCACCUUCAGCUAACACCAGCACAGGUUUGAUUUCCCCAGGCGUUUCUGUACCUGUCCAGGUACCAGGAAAUGAUCAAAAUAUGGGACAGUAUUGGGCCAGACUGCAGUGAAAAGAAAAGGGGAGGUAGAAUUUGCGUUAGAAUACUAAACAAUGUAUGUUUACACAAGGUCGGAAAAUAGCUCUAAACAAUUCUCUUAUUAAACACGAAGGACACAAUUCCUUGAUUCGACAUUUAUUUCAUUUUUAGAUCCGAGGACAAUGUGCCAUAUUUGCUUCCAUUUAGUUUCAGACAAACAGGAAUGUAUAUGAUUUAUACGAUGAAGCAUUGUGCAAUGUUCGUUUUUCAUU